Molecule: messenger RNA, 7579 nt
Organism: Monomorium pharaonis (pharaoh ant)
Lineage: Eukaryota; Metazoa; Arthropoda; Insecta; Hymenoptera; Formicidae
Product: FK506-binding protein 5
Exons: 11
Coding region: 843-6239 (1798 amino acids)
Biological process (GO): response to starvation; autophagy
Cellular component (GO): cytoplasm
Molecular function (GO): protein binding
Source: RefSeq, a predicted model, not a curated record
UAUCCGUAUUCAUUUUUCUCACCAGUUUCUUCGUUUUCUAAACAGCCAAGCAUUGUCUCCUUCCUUCUUUCCCUCUUUCUGCUUCACUUCCUCAACUUCUAAGUGCGCGAGCGCGUCUGUGCGUAUAUGUGUGUGUGUGUGUGUGUGUGUGUGUGUAUGUGUGUAUGCGCGCGUACACGCGCGCGCGCGAGCGUUUAUGCGCGUGCGAGUGCGUACACGUACAUUACAGUCGCGCUUCGUCCCGUCGUGCCAACAGCAGAAGCGAGGGCCCCGAAGGGGAAACGGACGCGCGGAGGGAAGGACGCGAGGGAGGAAGCGUAGUGAAGCCGUUCGUGUAUACAGUCCGAAGUGUAUGUGCGGAGGCGCGGCCGUUCUCCAUUUCGUUGUCCGUCGGUCCGUGGUCGAUCAGUUGGUCGCUCCCGCUCUGGGAGAAACCGCGACAGACAGACUCGCGAGGAGGAGGAGGAGGAGGAGGACCCGUUCGCGUGUGUUCCGCGCGCGCGAUCGCGCGCUGUGACAUCAUCGUCAUCAUCGUCAUAAGCUACCACUGUAUCGUCAGUGUCGUCCGCUUGGCGCUCGUCAGCCUGUCAGUCGCUCGCUCGCUCGCUCGUUCGCCCGCUCGUUCGCGAGACUUGCCAGGACUUGUGGAAUGACGCAGUAAACGGAGGAGACAGCAGCAACAACAUAGAGGCGGUGAUGCGCGCGCGGAGUGCAGUGGCGGGCUCUUCUCUUUCUUUCUCUCGACGUCUUUUCUCUCCUUCGUUUUCACCUUCCCCUCGCACGAUGAAAAAACACAGUGAAGUUUCGCGGUGAAGUAAAUAAAACCAAUUCAAGAAUAAAAAAUGUCUGCGGAAUCACCGAGGCGGGGUGUGCAUAAAGGAGCUCAAGUUGUUUCACCUCAGCCCAUAGUAGAUCGAUCGAUUAUUGACAGCGUUGCCGGAAUUAUUAAUGACAUAGUACCACAGGGAUACGCCGGAGUGUCUAACUCCGAUAAUAAGGAAACCAUAUCAUGGGCGCGGUUCGAGUAUGCAGACAUAAAUGACCCCGCUUUGUAUCCCGAUUAUAAUGAAGGUUCCAGUACACCUCCGUUGUUACUUGUAUUAGGAUACGCGGUUGGCGUUCAGGUAUGGCUAAUACCGGCGACGGGAGAGGCAACAGAAGUCCUCUCAUGGCGACAAGGCGUGGUUCGUACCCUUCGAAUUCUACCAAAUCCAAAGACUGAUGACGAUCAUGUUGACGAUUUUGAAGCAAAACGGCCGAUGGUAGCGGUCUGUUCCGAGCCGGAUUCGACUCUACCGGGACCAAAAUUUUGUGACAUUAACUUCAUUUCCCUGAAGACCGGCGAGCCGGUGCACAGCGUAGGUUUCAAGCAUCCCGUCUGCGAUGUGCUGGCCAACAGGCGAUCCGUGGUUAUAACGUUAUUAGAAAAAAUUGCGGUCUUUGAUGCCAGAACAUUGCAAAAUAAUAUAACAAUCACAACGUGCUAUGCCAGUCCUGGCCCAAACCCAAAUCCUGUCGCUUUAGGAACACGAUGGCUCGCUUACAGCGAGAAGAAAUUGAUACCUGUGAGAAGAAGCAGUGGUGGUUGCGAAGGGGAAGGUGUUCAGAGUUACACAGCGACAGUUUUAUAUGCGGCAAAAUCGUUAGGAAAAGGUCUGCGCGGCCUAGGGGAAACCGUGGCGUCGAGUCUUACCGGAAAUUCGGUAUCGCCAAUGGCCGUUAAUAAUGCAGGCAAUGAUGUAACGCAGCCAGGCGUUGUCACGAUAUUGGAUCUUCAAAUCGCAAGGGACGAGAAAGAGUUGGAUGACGCAAAUGCGGAUGCUGUGAUCGCUCAUUUUACCGCCCACAGCGAUGCGAUUGUCGCUAUGACUUUCGAUUUAACCGGCGCAUUAUUGAUGACAGCAGACAAGAGAGGACAUGAUUUUCACAUAUUCAAAAUUCAGCCGCAUCCUGGUGGACCGACGUUAGCGGCAGUACAUCAUUUGUAUAUUUUACAUCGUGGCGACACCACUGCGAAAGUACAGGAUAUGGUAUUUUCGAGCGACACACGCUGGGCCGCAAUUUCAACCGUGAGAGGUACAACACAUGUUUUUCCAGUCGCACCUUAUGGAGGUCCUGUUGGUGUUAGGACCCAUUCCACGCCCAAUGUCGUCAAUAGACUAUCGAGAUUCCACAAAAGCGCGGGCCUGACGGACGACGGUACCCGAUCUCACUCUCCCGUAUCUCAUACAGAACUACCUUUGUCUGUAUAUCCGUACUCCAAUCCUCGACUUCCUCCGUAUCCUCAUCCUACGAUAUUGCAUCCUCUCUCGCAAAUUCGGCAACCAUCAUCUCUGAAUCAGGUCAACAAUUCCGCGCAGCCGAGCAGACCGCAGCAGAGGCAACGGUUACAUUCUGACGAUAGUGGAACCUUACCGUUGAAGAUCUGUGCAUGUUUUGCUCCGCCUAGAGCUUGGAUGUACGCGCAGAGGGAGUCCAGCAACAAAAUGGUCAAAAGGGCGGUCGAUUCUUUAUUCAUCAUGGCGUGUCAUGGAAACAUGAUACAAUAUGACUUGGACCCCAAACCCGCUGCUGGAGUGCCAAAGGAAAAAGUUUGUGACGAUACCACAAUUGAAUUGGAUGUUGAAGCAAAGGGUCAGUGGCCACUUUGCAGGUCUCCUAAUUCGUCGGAUCUCAUCCCACCAUUGUCUUUGUCGAACCCGUUACUCGGUGUUUCGUUCACACCAAAGAACAAUCAGGAAUUUGAUACAGUCGAAGAUCGUUGGUUAAGUCAAGUUGAAAUUGUAACUCACGCUGGACCACACAGACGAUUAUGGAUGGGACCGCAAUUUGUUUUUAAGACCUACAAUGCACCCAGUGGUGUUGCUGUCAACUUGGCUGAAGCAGAAGCAGUCGAAAUUGGAAUUACCGGAUCGCGUCCAGCGCGAUCAAAGCCGGUUAAUAUGCCUCAUGCAGCAUCUAGGCCAUUAAUGCCAGUUGUUAUCGACGGAUCAGGAAGUAGUUAUGAACAAUCGCCGAGAUUUAUGGAGGCUUACGGUGAUUCUUUGGAAAGUGAGAAUGUGGCCGUUGGUAGCUGCGAGAGUCAGUUGAGAGAAGAUCUCGCGGAAGCUAUGCUCGAGAUAUCAAUCGCGUCACAUCGUGCUCCAGGGAGGCGUACGGUAUUUGAGAGGGUGGGUCAACCGGUAACUAAAGUCGUCAACCCUCACACCGGCACCGUGAUUACCGUGUCGGCCGACGAGGAUGAAGACGGGGCUUUUAGCUCCGUAUUGGAGUACGACUCCGUCGCGGAAGAAGUCCACGCGCCUAGAAGUGUGUGCGCGGAAGAGGGCCCGGCUUCACUUGGCGCGGCCGUCGACUUUCCGGACGAACCGGAGAGCCAGGCGUUGAGUCGCGAGCUCACCGAGAUCUGCGCGGAGAUGCGCGCAGCGAGCGAGCCUGCAAUUGACAGCGUGCCCGAUGAAAACAUACGCGAGCUACAGGAGCGUCGCGCCUUGUGCGCGGAGAUGGCGGCCACGACCAUGGCAACGGCGAUCACAUCAAUUGACUAUGAAAAGGAGGAGGCGUUCCACGACGUACCAACAAGUCUCAGUCUGUGCGCUGAGCCAGGCGAGAUCCCGAGCAGCCCAAUGACGCAAGCGAAGGAAGCGUUGUGGUGCAGCAAAGGAAGAUCCGCCGUCGACAGACGAUCUGUCGAGGAUUAUCGCAGCGAGGCUCAUGAAAGGCACCUUGCCAGGGCCAAGUAUGUUGUCAGCUAUGACGAUAACAGCGUCACGUUAAUGGAGAACAAAACGAUGCGAGAUGACAGGAGUAUUAUCGAGAUGCCACAAUCAAGCAAAGACGAGAAAAUAAAAAAACUUAUAGCGAGAAAAGCCAUCGAUACCGAGAAAAUGUCGAAUUGCGCGCAGAGAUCGCAUUCGAUUGAACAGCGAGUGACAUGGACCUCGGAGAAUUAUGUCGUCAAGGAGGACGAGGACAACAUCGUCAUCGAAGAUGUGCGGUGUGUAGAUAUAGCGAACGCUAGAAAAGAGGACAAUGACAUUGAUACCAAGAGAUUUGAAAAUGUGAGAGAUAAAUGCGAGGUGACACGUAAGAACAACGAAUGGAGAACUCUUGUCUCUCCGCGGGAACCUACUGACAAAAAUCGGGUUACUCUCGAAAACAAAGAGAUUACAGCGAAAUCGAUCGCCGACGUUAUUAUCGCGAUGAAAAAAGAUCCGAUUGAAUUCUUGUCAGAUGUGGAGAAAGCGAAAUUACUUCCGACUGACCGUGAUGAUAAGAAUGAAGACGACAAUGAAUUGCCGCCGCUGGAUCCUCCACCUCUGGACGAUUUCAGCUCCAUUGAGUAUCACAUGGUAGAGACGUGUAAUCUUGGUAGAGAAACCGCUUCCAUAUCCACUCAGUCCGAUGACGACAUUGAGCACAUUCAUGCGUCUGAAGUGAUGCAGAUGCGGAUGAAGAUUGACGUCGGCGGCGACACAGGUGCGACUACGGGUGUCGCGCAAUUCUCCUCUCCCAUAGUGCGACGGAAGAGCAGCAAGAGCACGAUUUCGGAUGACGAUCUCGAGUACAUACACAGUGUCGAACUCGGUUUCGAGUCCUCGGAACAAGGCGACGCUGGCGCGAUUAAAUUGUUGACGAAGGUGAACAGCGGUGACAGUUGCUCGCGUAGAAGGCAUAGCAAACAUGCUUUAUCUUCUGACGAUGAUCUAGAACAUAUUCAGUUAUCGGAAGUCCGCGAGUUAGAGCUCGAUGCGAUGACGAGACUGUCGCAGGGAGAAUCUCUGCUGCAGACAACUCUGCAGGAAACGACGUUGGCGGAGCAGCAGGGAACAAAGAUUAGAUCCAACAGAAAAUGGACAGAUAUCAUGAUGAUCGAAAAACGUGAGGCGGAGACCGCGGAGGUCACCGUAAUAUACAACCCAGAGAAGAUCCAGCCAAAGUCGAAGGAGUCCGACAGAUCCAACAGUUCCAUCGAUUGUUUCAGAGACAAGGCGACGGAAGAAGCGCAUCCAAGCCCCAUGAAAAGGUCCAAAAAUCGUGGCCAGAAGACGAGUUUCUCGUCGUUUUCGCUGCUACCUGUUGCUAAACGGAUCUCUCAGACAACUGAUAGUGAUAUUGUUGAAAUUAUCGAUCUCGACGCAAUGCAGAAGGCUGAUAUGAACGUCAAUGCGACGCCGGAAUGCAAGAUUCUGCCUGUCGUUGCAACUGGGACACGUGCUCGGAAGUCUCGCAAGAGCAAGCGAUCGCAGUCGGACGGCCAGUCGCAGGAGAUCAGCUUGACAGAGCCUCUUCCUCUUCCCGUCUCUUUGCCUUUAUUUCGCUCUUCCAAGGUGAAAAUAGCAGAAUUGCAGGAGGCCGUGCGGGAAGAAGAGUCGAUCGUGGACUUUUGUUCUAAGGAUCAGGAAGAACAAAAAGCCUUGUCCUUGGUGGAGAUAUCCUGGAGUUCGGUUGUCAAGAAGAGUAUCUCUCCUUCCUCUGAUUCGCAGGACGUUCGCAAAGAAACUGAUCUUGAACCGUUGAUAGAAGUGGAAGAAAGAUCGGAGAUCGGCGAACAUGCGAGAAAGCUGGAAGAAACGAAAUACCGUGACAAGGAUAAUUCUAUGACGUUCCUUGAAUCUGCAAGACGCGCAGCGCGACGACAAGUUUGCAGAACCAGGGAAAAAAGAGAGGAGGAGGAAGAGGAGGAAGAGGAGGAGGAGGAGGAGAAGCAGCUUCUCCUCGGUGAGAAGAAUAACGUCGUAACGAAGACGGCGACGACAACGGUGGAGGAGAAUAUUCUUGUAGACCUUCAAGCACCGAUAGUAGACGAAGAGCCUCACGCGGACAAGGAUAUCACGUGCGUCACGACCACUACGGUGCGGGCUAAAAUCUCUCGAGGCAACAAGGGGGAUAGCAAAACGACGAGGGACAAUCCUCUCCUCGCAUCGGAAGUACGAUCCACCGUCGACGAAACACGUCGAGGUAACGUGGCAGCUGAGAGGAGAGAAUCGCAAAGAGAAUCUUCUUUGCAGCUUCAGCCAAUGUCGCGACCACAAGCGCAAGAGAACAGCAACGACAGCACGGCCGACGGAACAUCAACCGAGCGUUACAAUUCAACCUUUUUGAAAGUAUCCUCGGAAUCCUCCAAUGGACCCGUCGAAAAACGGAGUGAGAUGGAGCACAAGGCACCUAGCACCGAGCACUCGAGCAUCGCCGUCAAGAAAGCAAGCACCAGAUCUAAAAGGAAAAAGCGCAGAUGAGUAGAGGAUUGCUGCAUGGACGUGCCUAGGGCCAGCCUUGCCCUCUACAUACUCCUGAUGCAAGUGACGGGAGUAGAUUAGCGUUCAUACAUAAGGGAACGAGAUCACGAUGAAUUCCCGUUGCUCGCGCCCCAAAACUGCGCAACCUCGAAGAGCUAUCCCGCGUCGGGUAGCGUCGAUCGGCGUAUUGCGUCUCACUACAAUGACGAUAAGCUCAUUUUUCCUUCGUGAUUAAUUCGCUAUUGAUAUUUCUAGGAAUUUAUUUCUGGCAUGAAAAUUUAAUAUUUGAGACGAUUGCGAGCGGAGUAAACUUGUAAGAGAAAUCGAGAAAAAAAUAUGUCAUCAUAUAUGUACAAAGUUAUUGUCUGUUUAAAACUCGCGCUUUGUGUGGUUCUAUCUUCAUUUUGAGUCUUAUUAAUUAGUAAUUAAUACAUCAAUCACAAAGAUAUACGCAUGAGUGUACGGGCGUGAUAUAGCGGGCAAGGUUGCGUUCUAGCAAAUAUUAGGAUACUAUUAGACGCUUCGGCACUAGUUUUAAUGAAGUGUAAAGCUAACGAAGGCGUUCCUGGGACGGGAUCGCGUCUCGUUAUCCGAGAAACACGUAUGUAGCAAUUUUAAUUCGACUGCCUUAGAAAAAAUAAUGGAUUCUAUGUGGUGCAAACAAAUCAUGUAUCUAGAUAUCGUUUGCCCAUUAUCGGUAACGUAAUUGUUUGGUACAAUUAACGAUGUUCUUGGCCAUCAGGUGUUCAUUUACGGGAUCGAUUCUUUUUAGCCAGCCUAUUCUUGAGCGAUCGAUGUGUAAUAGGCCAUACUUCGUUGUAGUACAAAAUAUCUAUCAAAUUCAUCUAGUUUUUAUUUACUGCCUAUGAAUUAUGAAUUUCAUCAAGUGACGACAGUAUAUAUUAAGAAAAAAAGUUACUAAUUGACUAAAUUUUUCAAUUUGAUGAAAUUAUUUGACUUCGUGUAUUUGUAUGUACUUGGUACAUUUACAUACAUUUGAUUAAAUCUUUUUAGUUUAAAUAUUAACUUAUUCAAAUUUAGUAUAUAAAUAAAUUUAAUAGAAAAAAUUUAAUUGAGUAGAAAAUUUUAAUAAGGAUUUUCGUCGAGUAUACUAUAGUUGAAUACAGAAAUAUUUGUAUAUACUUGUAUAUACUUGGUAUGUAUUUGUAUAUACUUGGUACAUUUACAUAUAUUUGAUUAAAUUUCUUUAGUUUAAAUAUUAAUGUAUUCAAGUUUAAUAUAUAAAUAAAUUUAAUAGAAGAAAUUUAAUUGAGUAGAAAAUUUUAAUUAAGAAUUUUCGUUGAGUAUACUAUAGUUGAGUACUGAGAAAUAUUUAAACU